This is a messenger RNA of Talaromyces proteolyticus, 2217 nucleotides long. RefSeq names its product KR domain-containing protein. Gene Ontology annotation, molecular function: fatty acid synthase activity; phosphopantetheine binding. The transcript has 4 exons. NCBI's taxonomy places the organism in Eukaryota, Fungi, Ascomycota, Eurotiomycetes, Eurotiales, Trichocomaceae. The coding region runs from base 1 to 2217 and encodes 738 amino acids. The record is from RefSeq and is a predicted model, not a curated record. Gene Ontology annotation, biological process: secondary metabolite biosynthetic process; fatty acid biosynthetic process.
AUGUUCAAGUUGUUGUCGAGAGCGAGAACGUUAAGGUUUCCUCUCGCCUCAAUUCCUCCGAUGACUACUCUUGGGGUGAAUCAUGGCGGUGCCCGCUGGAGCAACGCGGCCCUUGUCCAAGAUGCUCAGACUUUUGAUGUGGACUCCAUCAAGAAGCGUAUUGGGUCAAUGCUAUCCAAGUCUUUUUCAAUAGACUACCUUUCCAAAGUUGGAGUGACUGGCAUCGCUUUCCCUUGGACCGUGCUUCAGCAUUAUGGCAAUUCCAAGGAGAUGAUUGCCCAAGUCGAUGUUGACCCAGACAACAUGGACUUGGCUUGGGACGCCGAUUCUUGGGCCGCUAUCCUCGACUCUGCCUCCUCAAUUGGCGCCACCGUAUUUGCUGACGAUGAAAAGCUACGAAUCGUCUCUCAAAUCGAUAGGCUAACGCUCUACUCUAGUAUAAAUCCUCCGAAACUUUGCUAUAUUUACGCUGCAGAGACAGAUAGCGCCGAGUGUGCCCAAAGCCGAUCUGCAGAUAUCUGUAUUCUCAAUGUUAAAGGCGGGCUUCUUGUCAAGAUUGAGGGAAUCAAACUGACUGAGAUUGAGGGCGGCGCCGGGAUUGGUGGAGUUUGGGUUCCGCCUCGCCUGUCUGAGAAGCCCGUACUCCCCAAACGGGUUGUCCUAAUAUCGGAAGACAGAAGCAUACUUGACCAGUACGAGGAUGAUUUACAGGAAUGCGUUUCGAAGGUAGUUAGAGCCAAUGCUGUGCAGGAGCUCAAGAGCGCAAACAUCGCCGCUAUGUUGGGCGGGAAAGAUUGCGCGGUGGUUUACUGCUCGGGCCAGGUCCAGGCACUUGGAGAUAUUGCAAUCUCUGUUUAUAGAUUCAUCUGUGAAGUGGCAGCAGCUGUUAAAAUAAUUGUCGAGAACAAACUACCGGUUAAAUUCUUUAUUAUCACGAAUAGGGGUUUCGCUGCUGAUGGAGCCGCCGCCCUUGCUCAAGCCCCUCUAUAUGGUCUUGCCCGCAUCAUUGCUAUGGAAAACUCUGACAUCUGGGGUGGUCUGAUUGACAACGAAGGACCAAAAUUUCCCAUCCUACCCUUCAAGUAUGCCCAAGGACAGGAUGUUACCCGCCUGAUAGACGGUGUGCCUCGAAUUGCACGUUUCAGACCGUUCUCGACGGAUCAGCGCCACCCAGCUUCAACCACUACUACCUUGCUGCCUCAACCUGAGGGCACUUAUGUCAUUACUGGAGAUCUCGGUGAUCUCGGCCUUGAGACUUGUGACUUUCUCAUUGAAAAGGGGGCACGCCGUAUUGUCAUCGUAUCUCGUCGUGAUCUACCGCCUCGCAACCAGUGGGCAAGCACCUCUAACAAGAUGGCUCCCAUCCUCACACUCGAUAUUGGUGCCAAUGAUGCCCAUGCAAAAUUAAUAAACUCGCUAGAUCAUCUCUCGCUGCCUCCUGUUCUCGGAGUGAUUCACGCCAGCGGAGUUCUCGAGGACAAUCUCCUGGUCAAUACAACCCCAGACUCAUUCUCGCGGGUCUUGUCACCCAAGAUCUCAGGCGCUCUUGCUCUCCACAAAGCAAUCCCUCCUACAACUGUUGACUUCUUUGUUCUCUACUCGGCUAUUGGGCAACUGCUUGGAACGUCAGGCCAAAGCUCUUACGCCUCUGGCAACGCCUUUUUGGAUACUCUGGCAACCCACCGCAGGAGUCAGGGUGACAACGCAAUUGCUUUCCAGUGGACUGCAUGGCGAGGUCUUGGAAUGGCCAACUCCGCCUUCCUCUCUAUCGAGCUUAAAAGCUCCAUUGCUUGGGAACAUGUGUCGAAAUAUAAUGUCGACCACGCCGUCGUUACACGCAUCCUUGCCGUCGAUGAAGAGUUGCCGACUCCGUUAUCAAUUCUUGAAGACAUUGCCGUACAUAGUUCGCGCGCACGAAAAGAUGCUGCACCUGUAGAAAGUAAAGGUGACAUCGCAGCUCGCCUAACGGCUAUUCCAGAGCUCAAGAUCUGGCUAGAUCAGAAGGUUCUCGAGUGCCUUGCGUUGAUCUUGAAGAUAGAUGAUAUAGAAGACAUAGAUCCCCGUGUCGCUCUGACAGACAUCGGUGUUGACAGCGUCAUGACUAUCGUACUGAGACAAAAGCUACAGAGUGUGUUCAAGGUAAAAGUGCCGCAGACACUGACAUGGAAUCAUCCCACAGUGGUAGCCAUGGUGGACUGGUUCCUGGAACAGUUUUAG